GCACUUCCUUGUUCAAAAGUUUUUUUUUUUUAUGGGAAGGCUCCAGGGGAGAAAGUUGGUCAUCAGAUUGUGUUUCUAACUUAAAUUCUACGGUCAUCUCUGAAGACGUGGACUAUGCGUGUCGCAUAUUUUGAUUUAACUAGCUACGGCAGCUGAUUUGAUGGGUGGUUUUUAACGACUGUCAGCGGUGAAAGGCUGGAGAAAGAGGAAGAUGUCGAUGGCUAACGUUAGCGAAGACAUCCGAGGGAAGUUUCCUCUUCAUUCCGCUGUUUGGGAGAAUGAUUUCAGGAAACUGGAGGAGGAAUUACGAUCGCUGCAGAAUGAAAUUGAGACUGUGGACCCUAGGGGUCGGACCCCUUUGCACCUGGCUGUGUCCCUGGGACACCUGGAGACCGUAAGAGUCCUCCUGAGACAUGGCGCUCAAGUAACUAAAGAAAAUGCCCAUAACUGGACAGUGCUACAGGAAGCGGUCAGCACUGGAGAUCCGGAGAUGGUUCAGUUAGUGCUUCAACGCAGAGACUACCUCAAAGCCUCCACUGCUCUGGGAGGAGUGCCUGAACUGCUGCUGAAGAUCCGAGAGUCUCCAGACUUUUAUAUGGAAAUGAAGUGGGAAUUUACCAGCUGGAUUCCUCUUCUGUCCCGGAUUUGUCCGAGUGACGUUUGCCGCAUUUGGAAAAGUGGCGCCUGCCUGCGAGUGGACACCACUCUCCUCGGAUUUGAAAACAUGACCUGGAUCAGAGGUCGCCGAAGUUACAUCUUCAGAGGAGACGAGUCAUGUGCUGAGCUGAUGGAGAUGAACCACGAUGAUGGAGUUGUUGACGUCGAGCGCUUCAACAUAUCUCAAGAAGUAGAGGAUGUCACGCUGGAGUCGAUGCAGCCAGCUGAGCAGGAAGUUGCCAAAAGACUAACAACACCUAUUGUCAACACCUACUUAGACACCAAGAAUAUUGCUUUUGAAAGGAGCAAGUCAGGAAUUUGGGGUUGGAAAACUGAUAAAACAGAAGUUGUCAAUGGAUUUGAAUCGAAGGUUUUCAAUGUCAACAACGUAAACGUUGUCAUCAGAACACGAACGGAGCAUUUAACAGAUGAGGAGAAAACCAGGAUUAAAAGUGAAAGGAACGUUUUAGAGUCUCUGCUGGGAACCGUGGAGCAGCACAUCAGUGCACAGGGGGACCUAACUCUUGAGUAUGCAACAGCCACAAAUCCCACCGCUAUCACCCCAGAGGAAUAUUUUGACCCCGACUUUGACCUGGGUGACAGAGACAUCGGCCGCCCUAUUGAACUCACCAUUCGAACACAGAAGUUCAAAGGAACAUUGUGGAUGAGCGAGGAGCAUCCCCUCUCCCUGGUGGAGCAGGUGACCCCCGUCAUUGACCUCAUGGCACGGACCAGUUCCCAUUUUGCACGGCUACGAGAUUUCGUCACCCUGAAUUUCCCCCCCGGAUUUCCUGUUAAAAUAGAGAUCCCCCUGUUUCAUGUGCUUAAUGCCAGAAUAACAUUUGGUAAUCUAAAUAAGUGCCGCACUGAAAAAGACGAAGAAGAAGAAGUGGGCACAUCGGCAGCUACCACGCCAUCAUCUACUAUGGAGGAUUUAGCAUCAACAGCACCGUCUCAGUUCCAGGUGUGUCCCUCAGUGUUCGAGGUGCCGGCGAGUUAUCAACGCAGAGGGGGCAGCCGUCACACGCCUGCGCCCAACAAUGAUGAGGAGCUUUUGCAGUACGCCAUCCAUCAGAGUCUCCUAGAUUCUCAGCGAGGCCCAGGCCAGCAGGGGAUCUGGGACAAUGCUAAUGGGGAAUUUGCAGAUUUAGUGCCAAUCAGCCAAAAUGACGGGAGUAUCCCAGAGGGGGUGCUGGUGGAUUAUGAAGAUGCUUCCUACACGCCAACCACUUCCAUCUCUGAUUCAGAGCUCCGCCUGGCCAUGGAGCUCUCAGCUCAAGCUCAAGAGGAAGAGGAGAGGAGGAGGAAGCAGGAGGAGGAGGAGCUGGAGAGGAUUUUGCAGCUAUCGCUCACUGACAAAUAAAAAGGGAAUUUUUUAUAACUUUUCCAGAUCCAGAAGCAACCAACACACCUCAGAUUUUCCUCCUAACCUCCUCCUAUGCAACCACAGAUUAUUUUCUGUAAUGACAUGACCUCGUGCAUUUAAAAGUAAACUCCUUUAUUUUCCAGAAGGUAUUUUUGAUAAGGCCAUACACUUUUCUAUAAUUCCAGUUUGAGAUUUAAUUUUAAGUCACUUGUUCCGGUCCAGAAACUUGCAGCAGCAUCCAUCGCCAUGUUGGAUAUGAAGGUUCUAUGAACAAAAAUGUUUUAGUGGAUUUGGAGCUGUGGCACAUCAAGUAAAAGAAAUCAAACUUCUUCUUUUUUUUAUCUUCUCAGCACAUGCUGCGUCUAAUAUUUUAGAGAACCAGAAGAAGAACCUCUUUCUGGGGGAAUCUUUGAGGAGUGUGGACCGAAAACACCAGCUUUAAGGAUGAGGCGUCUUCCUGGAUAAUGAAAAUCUCAGGGUUUCAACGUUUUAGAUGACCCUUUUUGCUUUGAAAUAAUUCAUCAGUUUAUUUCUUGCUUCCAUUUUAGCUUGGUAACGAUGGUGCAGGACGGUACUACUCCCGCAUAUCAAAACUAAAUCAUGACUUCAGAAAGUUGGGAUCGUUGAGCCAAAUAUUUAUUUAGAAAUUAAUUUCUGUGUGAUUUUGUGAAUGUACAGUCUGAUGAUGGGUGGAUAAAAAAGGCUUGACAGGGAACUUUAAAAUCAGCUGCAUGGUGACAGAUCUGUGCUGGAACAAGGAUGAGCGCCAGGUUACCUUAAGUUUUAAUACUUGCCCUUAAUAUGCAGUUUUAGGGGAGGGGGUAUUUUUUAAACCGUCACCUCAGUUCCGAAAUGCAAUAACCAAGACUCUGUGGAUUUACAACUUUUCUAGAAAGUUACUGUAGCAGCGACUGUUUGCAUUUCGUAGCCGUGAACAACUGGAAGCCUCUGUCUCAGAUGGAGCACGUUCAGCUGCAGGAUUUACAUGCAUGUGCCAAGGAUUGCUCUGCAAAGUCGAGGUUCAAUAGAUUCAUGCCGUGCCACGAGGUCUAAAUUUCCUGAAAAAACAUUUUUUAUUAAAAGGAUUUUUGUAUCUAAAUCAGUAAAGAGUAACAGAGUGACUGAGUCACGUGCUUUAACAACUUUUGGUGAUUUCACUGACAGCCGACCACUUUUUGAAGCUCUGGUUUUCUGCUUUGAUGCAUUUUCAACUCAACCAAGUGGCCGAACUAGUGACCACUCGGCUUCGACGAGGCGAAAAGGUUUCUGUAACGCGCCGUUUCUGCUUGGAUAUAAUUUUAAUCUGUUAUUGUUUUAAAAGAGAAUGUCUGUUUGAAAAAUGCUGUUUUUAAAACGUUCUAAAAUAAAAGCACUUUAUUCCAUGAA
This is a messenger RNA of Nothobranchius furzeri (turquoise killifish), 3409 nucleotides long. It is a transcript of the gene ankrd13a, whose product is annotated as ankyrin repeat domain 13A. Gene Ontology annotation, cellular component: cytoplasm. NCBI's taxonomy places the organism in Eukaryota, Metazoa, Chordata, Actinopteri, Cyprinodontiformes, Nothobranchiidae. The record is from RefSeq and is a predicted model, not a curated record. Gene Ontology annotation, molecular function: protein binding.